Messenger RNA from Gigantopelta aegis, 2526 nucleotides. RefSeq lists its product as uncharacterized. NCBI's taxonomy places the organism in Eukaryota, Metazoa, Mollusca, Gastropoda, Neomphalida, Peltospiridae. Bases 1 to 2526 code for a protein of 841 amino acids. The record is from RefSeq and is a predicted model, not a curated record. Gene Ontology annotation, biological process: carbohydrate metabolic process. The transcript is spliced from 2 exons.
AUGGGAUUAAUACAGCUCCUGCUCCUUACAGCUAUGGUCAUUACGACGGUCAAAUGUUCCUACUGCCACCAAGACGUCAACUGCUUUCUGCCCCAUUGCUCCUGCGGCACCUACAGCAGCCCCCUGCCCGUCAGGGACACCCCGCAGAUAAUUUUUUACGGAUUCGACGAUGCCCUGAACGGUCAGAUGGCCCAGCAUUAUCGGAAGCUGUUUUCUUCUGAUCGCAAGAACCCAAACGGUUGCCCGAUAUCGAUGUCCCUGUACGUCCAGCACGCCUAUACGGACUACCGGCUGGUGAGGGAGUUCUACAAGAAAGGGAUGGAGAUAGGAGUCCACAGUGUGACGCACACCAACAUAGACACAGAGGCGAAACUCGCAGACGAGGCAGAGCACCAGAAGAGUAAUCUAGCCCAACUAGGUAGUGUCCCAAAAGACGAAAUCGUUGGAUGGAGAAGUCCGAAUCUAAAGACCGCGGGAGACAAACAGCCCUCGACAUUGAAUAAACUUGGCUACACCUACGAUAUCUCUUUGACAUACACUGUUGGAAAACGGCAUCAGAAGAAACCGUGGCCCUAUACCCUAGAUUAUGGUUUUCCUUACAACUGUCAGAUACCGCCCUGCCCAAAGCGAACAACUAGCCACAAAGGGUUUUGGGAGGUUCCUAUCAUAGCCUUAAUGGAUUACAAGGGAGCCUACCCAUGUGCUUAUGUAGACGGAUGCUACAAUUCACCUACAACGGAAGAGGAUUCGUUCGAAUAUUUGUGGAAAAAUUUCGAAGACAACUACGAGACGCGAACACCACUGGGCUUCAACAUGCACGCGGCAUGGUUCCAAAGACCGCACAAUCUGGCAGCGAUGGACGGGUUUAUAAAUGAAAUGACGAAGAAGGAUGAUGUGUAUAUUGUGUCAGUGCAAAAGAUGCUGGAAUGGAUGAGGCAUCCAACAAAACUUUCAGAAUUGCAUAAACUGGAGGCUUGGGGUUGCAAGGCUGUUUCAAAGAUCAGAAAUCCUAACAAUGUACGAUCAGCAUCAGCUGGCAGAACAGCCUGGCCCCCAUACCCAACGCCCCGUCCCCCACGCCCAACACCCCGUCCAGUUAUCACCAACAAAACACCCAGACCGAUACACUGGUGGAGAACAAGGCGCGUACACUAUCCUUCCAGCAUUAUUUCUCCGUGGUGGCGUAAGAAACCCACCGAGAAGGGAGAUAAUUGGCGGGAAGAAACAAAGGCAUCCUCUUUGCCUAAACCGAUCGAUGAACGAAGAUGCCUCUGGAACUGGUGCAAACGCCAGACGACCGCGCCACGCUACGUUAAUAAAGUAACAACUUCGCAACAACAACAACGGCAGCAACAUCAACAGCAGCAACAACAACAGCAACAACCUCAGAAAAAGCCACGAUUUCCUACACCUAAGCCACCCCGUUACUGGAAGACAGUCAAAACAACUGAACAAACAACCAAAGCGCCGAUCUGGAGAAGACGAACAUCACGUCCAAAAAACAAUGACGCAUCCAGGGAGAAAGACGUGCCGAAGACGUCCAGGUCUGCUCCAACGACCCCAUCAAGACAUUCCAUCUUUGCCCCGCCAUCAGCUAAAUACUGUGUUCAAGAGAGGACCUGCAAGCUUCCUGCUUGCCAGUGUCGGUCGUUAUCACCACCGGGUGCAUUGCCAAGCACUCGCGUGCCGCAGAUGAUUUAUUUCACAUUUGAUGGACCAAUUAACCAGAGGUCUCACCCUUUUUAUCUGAAGAUCUUCAACAAAGAUAGAAAAAAUCCAAAUGGCUGUCCCAUCAGUGCGACUUUCUUCGUGUCCAAGAGAGGUAACUUCAUUCCGUAUUUGAUGUCGCACGUGAACAACGGACACGAAAUUGCAAUACAAGGAGACGAACCGGGCGCCUAUAGACAUUCAGCAAACGGGAAAUAUGACUUCUCUAAAGAACUGCAAUACAUGUUAACAAAACUACCGGUGACUCCCAUAUUGGGUUGGCGAAGUCCCUCCAUGAGACCUUCCGGAGACACGCAAUUCAAAAGCCUUCUUGACAAUCAGAUGCUCUACGACAGCACGCUGACGACCAGAACAGCAAGCGGUAAUCUCCCCUGGCCGUACACUCUAGACUUCCGGUGGCAGGACGCCUGCUCCGUGGGCGGAUGUCCCACCAAAAGUUACCCUGGCCUGUGGGAGAUCCCGGUGAAGCCGCUAUUGGACGUGAAGAAACUCUACCCGUGCGUGUACGCCGAUGGCUGCAUGAACAACCCCUGGACAGAGGAUGACACAUUCGAGUACCUGAUGGACAAUUUCUGGAAGUACUACGAGGGCAACAGAGGUCCCAUGGGCAUCAGCUUCAGACAGACCUGGUUCUCCCACCAAGUGUACCGACCCAACGUCAACGGGCUCAUCAGGUUCAUCGACAAGCUACUGACAAUGGACGACGUGUACAUUGUGUCCAUCAAACAGCUCGUGCAGUGGCUGCAGCAGCCCACGCCGCUGUCACGCAUGAAGUGGUUCGCGCCAUGGCGGUGCUGA